AUGUUAAAAAUAAGAAAUUUUUAUCAAAUUACGAAACCUACGAGGUUAUCUAAAAUUGAUUAUUCUUCAUAUGCUGAACACAAAGCAUUGGAAAGAAUCAGAAAUAUUGGAAUCUCUGCUCACAUAGAUUCUGGCAAAACAACUCUAACGGAACGAGUAUUAUUCUAUACUGGAAGGAUUGAUCAAAUGCAUGAGGUUAAAGGAAAAGACAAUGUGGGUGCUGUUAUGGACUCUAUGGAAUUAGAACGGCAAAGAGGAAUCACUAUACAGUCAGCUGCAACUUAUACAAUAUGGAAGGAUCACAAUAUUAAUAUAAUUGAUACCCCAGGGCAUGUAGAUUUUACUGUAGAGGUGGAAAGAGCUUUGAGAGUCCUUGAUGGAGCUGUGCUUGUUUUAUGUGCUGUGGGUGGUGUGCAGAGUCAGACACUAACUGUGAACAGGCAAAUGAAGAGAUAUAAUGUGCCGUGUUUGGCUUUUAUAAAUAAGUUGGACAGAUUAUAUUCUAAUCCUGAAAGGGUGCUACAGCAAAUGCGUUCUAAAAUGAAGCAUAAUGCAGCCUUUUUGCACCUUCCAAUAGGCCUUGAGAAGGAGUGCCAAGGAAUUAUAGAUCUGGUAGAGGAGAAAGCUGUUUACUUUGAGGGAAAUUAUGGAGAUGUUGUCAGAUUAGAUGACAUUCCCAAAGACAGGCGUGUGGAAGCCAAUGAAAGGAGACAUGAACUUAUCGAACAUUUAUCUAAUGUUGAUGAGAAACUAGGUGAAAUGUUUUUGGAAGAGAAGACACCUACUUUACCUGAGAUAAAACAGGCGAUUCGACGCUCCACAUUAAAGAGAGCAUUUACGCCAGUACUCUUAGGAACAGCAUUAAAAAAUAAGGGAAUCCAACCCCUACUAGAUGCUGUUUUAGAUUACCUCCCACACCCUGGGGAAGUCGAAAACACAGCUAUUAUAGGAGAAAAGAAAGGAAAUGAAGGGGAAACAGUAAUUUUGGACCCUUCUAGAGAUGGAUCUAAACCCUUUGUCGGUUUGGCCUUCAAAUUGGAAUUGAGCAAAUUUGGACAACUGACAUAUUUAAGGUGUUAUCAGGGAAUGCUGAAGCGAGGAGAACAUAUUUUCAAUGCUAGGACUGGAAAGAAGGUGAAAAUAUCUCGCCUCGUCCGCAUGCACUCAAACAACAUGGAAGAAGUGAAUGAGGUCUUAGCUGGUGAUAUUUUCGCAUUAUUCGGUGUGGACUGCGCAUCUGGAGACACCUUCGUGAACAAUAGCAAGCUGCAACUGUCAAUGGAGUCCAUUCAUAUACCUGACCCGGUCGUGUCAAUGUCGAUCAAGCCGAAGAAUAACAAGGAUAGAGAUAACUUUUCAAAAGCAGUCGCUAGGUUUACAAAAGAAGACCCAACAUUCCAAUUCCGUUAUGACGGCGACAAUAAAGAGACGCUCGUGUCUGGAAUGGGAGAGUUGCAUUUAGAGAUUUACGCCCAACGGAUGGAGAGAGAGUACAACUGCCCAGUGGAUUUGGGGAAACCCAAGGUCGCUUUCAGAGAAACAUUAAUGUCGUCGUGCACUUUCGAUUACCUACACAAAAAGCAAUCUGGUGGAGCUGGUCAAUACGCCAGGGUUGUUGGAAUCCUGGAACCUCUGCCACCUCACCAGAACACUGUAUUGGAGUUUGUUGAUGAGACGAUAGGCACAAAUGUACCGAAACAAUUUGUGCCCGGUAUCGAAAAGGGAUUCAUCGAUACUUGCCAGAAGGGAUACCUCUCCGGGCACAAGAUAUCUGGAGUUAAAUUCAGGCUGCAAGACGGUGCUCAUCACAUUGUGGAUUCCAGCGAACUGGCUUUUUUCUUGGCUGCCAAGGGUGCGGUGAAGGAAGUUUUUGAAGACGGCGCUUGGCAGAUUCUCGAACCCAUAAUGUUCGUCGAGGUGACAACUCCGGACGAAUUCCACGGAACAAUUAUUGGGCAAUUGAAUAAACGGGGCGGUAUUAUUACUGGCACUGAAGGGAUGGAUGGCUGGACGACCAUCUACGCUGAAGUGCCACUGAAUAACAUGUUCGGAUACGCCGGGGAACUAAGGUCAAUGACGCAAGGUAAGGGCGAGUUCAGCAUGGAAUACAGUCGUUACUCACCCUGCUUGCCAGAUGUACAAGAACAGUUAAUCAGGAAAUAUCAAGAGGAAAUGGGUAUUCUACCAGACCAGAAGAAGAAGAAGAACUAA
Molecule: messenger RNA, 2211 nt
Organism: Leptosia nina
Lineage: Eukaryota; Metazoa; Arthropoda; Insecta; Lepidoptera; Pieridae
Source: the annotation of a GenBank genome assembly